AUGACUGCUACGACAGACGUUCAAAAAAUCAGCAUUUUGGGCAAGGAAUCCAUACAUUGUGGAUUCCAUCUCGUUCCCUACAUCGUCAACACCGUGCUGACGGAGUUGCCUGCAUCGACUUACAUUCUAAUCACUGAUUCAAAUAUAGCAAAAUUCUACCUUCCUGCUUUCGAAAAAGAGUUUAGAUCUACUCUAUCGGGUCUCUUGAAUGGAACCCACGCUCGUCCUCGUUUUCUCAGCUAUAUCAUACCUCCAGGCGAAACGUCGAAGAGUCGCGAGGGCAAGGCCGCCGUAGAAGACUUUCUUUUACUUAAUAAAUGUACUCGAGACACUGUGAUACUUGCUCUCGGAGGGGGAGUUGUAGGCGAUCUAGUUGGAUUCGUUGCUGCAACUUUCAUGCGUGGUGUUCGUUUCUGUCAGAUUCCCACUUCCUUGCUGGCGAUGGUCGACUCUAGUGUUGGCGGUAAGACCGCCAUCGAUACUCCACACGGCAAGAAUUUGAUUGGGGCUUUCUGGCAACCCGAAUUUAUCUUCAUUGAUGCUGCUUUGUUGGAAACUCUCCCUUCGCGUGAAUUCUCAAAUGGAAUGGCGGAGGUGGUCAAGACCGCCGCCAUAUGGGACGAUUCAGAGUUCAAUUCCUUAGAAUCGCGUUCGGCCGAGAUCUUUGCCGCUAUCCAAACUCCGUCAACUAACUACGCAGGUCGCUCAGAAAAGACCCGAUCCGAUGCCCAGAAGUUACUUCUCUCAGUAAUCAUAGGGUCGAUAUCUGUCAAGGCUCACAUUGUUACUAUCGAUCCUACAGAGAAAGGCCUUCGAAACCUUGUAAACUUUGGGCAUUCUAUCGGACAUGCUAUCGAAGCUAUUCUUACCCCUACGAUUCUUCAUGGAGAAUGUGUUAGUAUCGGGAUGAUUCUGGAGGCUGAGCUCUCCAGGCAAAUGGGCAUUCUUAGCCAAGUGUCAGUCGGACGCUUGACUCGUUGUCUGAAAGCCUACAAUCUUCCCGUGUCACUCGCUGACCCUCGUAUUGCCAAUUUGCCUUCCGCCAAACUCAUCACAACCGAGCGUCUUUUGGAUAUCAUGAAGGUCGAUAAGAAGAAUCAGGGGAACGACAAGAAGAUUGUCCUUCUUUCUAGGAUCGGUGCUACAUACGAGCAGAAAGCAUCUGUGGUCCCUGAUGGCCUCAUUUCCAAAACCCUUUCCGAAUCUGUGACUGUCGUACCCGGGAUUCCUUCGUUUAACCCCGUCAAAAUGACCACACCAGGAUCCAAGAGUAUUUCUAACCGAGCUUUGGUUCUUGCUGCACUCGGGACUGGAAUCUGCAGGCUCAAAAAUCUGCUUCACUCUGACGAUACGCAAGUAAUGAUGGCGGCUCUCAGUGAACUCAAAGGUGCCAAGUUUGAGUGGGAAGACGGCGGAGAGACCUUGGUCGUCCACGGCGGCAAUGGUUCCCUCUCGGUUCCUCCGAAAGGAAAGGAAAUUUACCUCGGGAACGCAGGUACUGCAGCGCGAUUUCUGACUACUGUUUGUACGUUGGUGCAAAAGCCGCCCACGGGUGAAUCGGAGACGACCGUCAUUACAGGCAAUGCGCGCAUGAAGCAACGACCUAUCGGUCCAUUGGUUGCAGCUCUACGAGCUAAUGGAAGCGAGAUCAGUUAUCUCGAGUCUGAUGGCUGUCUUCCACUGUCUAUUCGUCCAAAUGGGCUCAGUGGAGGCAUCAUUCAACUGGCAGCCAGUGUAUCCAGCCAAUAUGUUUCAUCCGUCCUUCUUUGCGCACCUUACGCCAAUGAGCCUGUCACCCUUGAGCUUAUCGGUGGACAAGUCAUUUCUCAACCCUACAUCGAUAUGACGGUCGCAAUGAUGAAAACUUUUGGCAUUGAAGUUAUCCGUCGUGUUGAAAAGGAUACGGGCAAACUCCUGGAUAUUUAUGAUAUCCCCAAGGGGAGUUACCAAAACCCUUCCGACUAUUCCAUCGAAUCCGAUGCUAGUAGCGCGACCUAUCCACUUGCUAUCGCGGCUAUUACUGGUACAUCAUGCACCAUUCAGAACAUCGGUUCAUCGUCCCUACAAGGAGAUGCAAAAUUUGCGCGGGAGGUUCUCGAGCGUAUGGGCUGCGAGGUCAAUCAGACAGCUACGGAGACUACUGUCCAGGGUCCGCCCAUUGGACAAUUAAAAGCAGUCGAGGAAAUUGAUAUGGAGGUCAUGACGGAUGCUUUCCUGACGGCCACCGUUCUUGCUGCUGUAGCAAACGGCAAGACUAGGAUCAUUGGAAUUGCCAACCAACGUGUGAAAGAGUGCAAUAGAAUUCGUGCAAUGAUAGAUGAGCUUGCCAAGUUUGGCGUGAGCACAAACGAGCUCGAUGAUGGUCUGGAAGUUUUUGGCAAGCCAGUAGAACAGCUCAGAAAGGGAGUUAGUGUACACUGCUACGAUGAUCACAGAGUGGCCAUGGCUUUUAGUGUUCUGGCUUCCUUAGUUCCCGGAACCAUCCUUGAGGAAAAGCGAUGCGUAGAGAAGACUUGGCCCAACUGGUGGGACGAUCUACAAAACAAGAUUGGACUGGAAGUCAAGGGUGUCGAGCUAUCUACUCCUUCUGUUUCCCUUUCCUCCACUCCCCUUUCCCCCAAGUCUGUGAUACUCAUUGGAAUGCGUGGGUCUGGCAAGACUUUCAUCGGCGAUCUUGCUGCGUCAGCCCUUCGUUGGACUUUUAUCGAUGCUGACAACUACUUUGAAACUGUUCACCAGGUCGGUGUGCGCCAGUUUGUUCAUGAGAACGGCUGGCCUGCUUUCCGUGAAGCUGAGACCAAGCUCCUGAAAGAUUUACUUACCGAGAAAGGUCACGACCAUGUCCUCAGCUUGGGCGGAGGAAUUGUCGAAACUCCUGCCGCUAGAGAUCUCUUGAAAGACUGGGUUUCCAGUGGAGGGCUUGUUGUGCAUGUUUCACGGAAUAUUGGCGAAAUUAUUGAAUAUCUCGGUACUGAGGGCUCGAGACCUGCAUACGGAGAGCCUGUCAGUGAGGUUUUCGAGCGUCGUGCUACUUGGUUUGCGGAAUGCUCCAACCAUCGUUUCAUCAAUCACGUCGAGGCCUUCGCAGAUGGAAAAAUUGUAGUCGACCCCACCGACACUAAGCGUGGUGUUCGUGAAGAGGUCUCUCGUUUCUUCCAUCAUAUCAGUGGUGUAUCUACCAAUCUAGCUCAAAAUCUGAUGCCUGGACACCGCUCAUACUUCCUUUCGCUCACAUACCCUGAUAUUAUGCUCGCUCUUCCCAAAUUGGAAGAACUAUCUGCUGGUGUGGAUGCGCUCGAAGUCCGUGUUGAUCUUUUACGCUCAAAGGAAGAUAUCGAGCCCUUGGGAAAACAUAUUCCCUCGGAAACAUACGUUGCUGACCAAAUUGCUGCUCUCCGUCGUGUCACUUCACUUCCUAUAAUCUUCACAGUCCGUACAGUUUCUGAGGGAGGGGCAUUCCCAGAUCAUGCACAAAAAGAGGCCUUUAGCUUGUUGAAACUCGCUCUUAGUCUCGGUGUGGAGUACCUUGAUGUGGAAAUGCAACUUCCAGAGCAAACGAUUAAGCAGCUCGUUGCUCGUAAAGGAGCUACGCAGUUCAUUGCUUCCUGGCACGACUGGAGCGGGAGACUGAAGUGGAAUAGCCCUGAAGCGCAGGCCAUGUACAAUAUUGCUGCACAGAACGGUGAUAUCGUCAAAAUGGUUUUCACCGCAUCUACAAUGCAAGAUAAUUUCGAUUGUCAGGCAUUCGCACUGAAAAUGAACGGUCGACCAGGCGCGAAACCUUUCAUUGCCAUCAACAUGGGGGCUGUGGGACAGUUAUCUAGGAUCCUGAAUACUACAUUCUCGCCUGUCUCCCACCCACUGCAGCCAAGCCGAGCUGCGCCAGGUCAAAUCUCCUUCGCCCAAGUACAAAAGGCCCUUCAUUUAAUAGGAGAACUUCCUGCCAAAAAAUUCUAUCUCUUUGGCAAUCCGAUAGAUCACUCUCUAUCGCCCACACUUCAUAAUAACGCAUUCGAAACGCUGGGUCUUCCACAUACCUAUGAGUUGUUGGAGACUGCUGAGGUCGGUGAGGAUAUCAAAAAUACCAUCGCCUCUCCCGACUUUGGCGGAGCUUCCGUUACAAUACCUCACAAACUGAAUAUUAUUCCUUUGCUCGACCAACUGACACCGGCAGCGAAAGUCAUGGGCGCGGUAAAUACCAUCAUACCCACAAACGAUGGUGCCACUCGCAUACUUGUUGGAGACAACACAGACUGGCUAGGUAUUCGAGGAUCCAUCGCGGCUCGUGUUGCAGUGGGACAAAUACAUGCUGCGUUGGUAAUUGGUGCGGGGGGUACUUCUCGUGCAGCUAUCUAUGCACUCAAUGAUUUGGGCGCCAAGGUGAUAUAUGUGUGGAACAGAACGCGCAGUCGCGCAGAGGAAUUACGAACUUCCAACCUGGACAUGAAUAUCCAAGUCAUCGAUGAGUUAGGUCAAUGGCCUAGUGGAGCUACUGCUCCCAAUGUCAUUGUUUCGACUAUUCCCGCGUCUGAAACCUCAUUUGAAGAUGAACCAGAUCGGCUGUUCUAUCCAGCGUCACUUUAUUCUUACCGGGAUGGACCAGCUAUCGUUCUUGACUUGGCCUACAAACCCGUGGAGACGCCACUGUUGAAACUCGCAAAGAUGACUGCCUCAAACUGGGACACUGCACAGGGAGUUGAGGUUCUACUCCAGCAAGGGUAUGCUCAGUUCGAGAAAUGGACUAGUAGAAAGUGCCCCCAAGGCAUCGUGUCGAGGAAGGUAUGGGAAGUUUACUACAACCGUGUCUGA
Messenger RNA from Lentinula edodes (shiitake mushroom), 4809 nucleotides. Its product is annotated as Shikimate dehydrogenase. Lineage: Eukaryota; Fungi; Basidiomycota; Agaricomycetes; Agaricales; Omphalotaceae. Gene Ontology annotation, cellular component: cytoplasm. The record is from RefSeq and is a predicted model, not a curated record. Gene Ontology annotation, molecular function: 3-dehydroquinate synthase activity; 3-phosphoshikimate 1-carboxyvinyltransferase activity; 3-dehydroquinate dehydratase activity. The transcript is spliced from 6 exons. Gene Ontology annotation, biological process: chorismate biosynthetic process; aromatic amino acid biosynthetic process. Bases 1 to 4809 code for a protein of 1602 amino acids.